AUGAAGAUUAUUCUGCUAUUGUUGCCGAUCUCGUGGCUGGCUAUGUGCCUGGCGACACCAUUGGAGAAGCUCGACAAGAUUAGCGUGCUCGAGCAGCAGUCUGUGACGCUAACGGAUCGGGCCAAGUACGAGGAGGAGUUGCUUCGAAAGCUUAACUCCAAGUGCUCGCAAAACGACAUGAGCAGCUGCGUGAUGUUGAAGUUGGUUACCUACAUGAACAAGCUACUGAAGAAGGCGUCGAUCGAGCUGACGGACGAUAUCGAGAUCAGAAAAACCAGCCAAGCCUCCGAGGAGGUGAUUACGUUCGAAGCUGGCAGAAGCAACGACGAUGAGUCUGAGGUCCUCGACCUUGUCGCCAACAAGGUGUAUGCGUUCAUCAAGUCUAGAAGUAUCAAAUGGAGAAUUCUACCGGAAGAUGACGUAGUUGUUUCCGCUUCGGAGGACGAGAACGGAUCGUUGAAUCUUGGCUUGUCCAUCGAAAGGGCGGACAAUAUUCCAGUGCAGGAUGGUCGCGGAAAGAAGAACAAUAACAUGGGUCCGUUGAUCGCGGCGGCGGUGCUGAAGAUCGGUCUGAUCGGUGGUCUGGCCUUCAAGGCGCUCGCGUUACUUGUCGGCAAAGCGUUGCUCCUUUCCAAGAUCGCUCUUUUACUGGCCGGUAUAAUCGGUCUGAAGAAACUGUUCUCGCAACAGAAGCACGUGACUUACGAGGUGGUCGCUCAUCCUCAUCACACUUCCAGUCACACGUUGGAUCAUGGACACGGGGACAGCUAUUCCAGCGGCUGGGCCAGAACUUUCCAUGGUCAAGGUCCGAUUUCCGGACAGACAGACGCUCACGAUCUAGCUUACUCGGCGCACGCGAAGAGCGCGUCUAUACGCGGACAGCAACGUCGUUGUUUGGCCCUCUGUCUGCUGAUCGUUUGCCUACUUUCUACCACGAAACAGGCCUACUCCGCGGACGCCAACGAUACGAAGGAUUCUUUCAGCGGAUUUGCGACCGACUGCUCCACAACGGACUCCAAAAACGUAUCUGUAUCCUGCUACGGAGUUAGGAUAGUCAGGAAGAUCAUGCAACAGCUAUUAGAGAAGUCUAGCAAGGAGCCUAAUAUCGAGAUCUUUGAUGGCGUUAGUUUGGUCGAGGUACCAGGAACUGGUCCCAUUCGUAAAGGAAGGUUCAUGAAAGGAUUUGGAAAUAUGGGAACCCUGAUGCAGUUUCUGGAGGGAAGAGAACUCAGAAUUAAGCUGCCAAGCUUCUUGCCGCAAAAUAUCGAGAGUGCUCUCCAAGAGAGUCUACCGGCUGAUCAAGCCAGAGCAGGUGGUGGUGGCGGAUUUGGAGGCGGCGGAUUCGGAGGCGGCGGUGGUGGUGGCGGCGGCGGAAAGAAGGGCGGAAAUGGCGGAAUAAUGCUAUUGGCGCUGAUGAUGGGCAAGAUGAUGGCUGCGCUAGGAUUCGGUGCUCUCGGUUUGCUAGCCAUGAAGGCGUUGAUGGUGUCGGCACUGGCGCUCAUGCUCUCGUUGAUUGUCGCCGUGAAGAAGUUGGCGAGCAGCCACGACAGCGGCGGUGGACAUCACGUAGUCUACGCGCAGGACGUCGGCCACCAUCACUACCGGAAGAAACGGUCCCUCAGCGAGGAAGACCACGAUCUUCCGUAUAGAGGCUACGCGCACCUGUUCGGUGAUUCGCGGGUGUCCUGA
Messenger RNA from Bombus huntii, 1689 nucleotides. RefSeq lists its product as uncharacterized. NCBI's taxonomy places the organism in Eukaryota, Metazoa, Arthropoda, Insecta, Hymenoptera, Apidae. The record is from RefSeq and is a predicted model, not a curated record. The transcript is spliced from 5 exons. Bases 1 to 1689 code for a protein of 562 amino acids.